CCCGCCCCCUUCGUGCGCGCUGCUCCCUGCGGCCGCUGCCGCCUGUAACCUGCGCCGCCAGGAUGUGGCUGGGGGCUGACGUCGGGUCCAGAUGUGGCCCCGGCCCCGCCCACCCCCGGGGCCGGUCCGCCCACACCGAGCCGCGGCGCGCACGGAGGCUGUCCCGCCUGCCACAAUGCACGGUGGAACUGCGACCGCAACUUGCAGGGGUCGUGCCUAACGUCGCCGCCGCUCGACGUCCCUAGGACAGGCGGGUUCUGACGCCGCACGCGGACCCACCUCACUGGAGCCCCCCAUGCGCUCACCCUCCAGUGCCCGGCCAGGCGGACGCGGAGCCGCGCGGGUGACGGCAGAAGCGGCUACGCGCCCAGCCUAGCCCAGCCCAGCCGGAGAAGAGGGCGCGCCGCGCCCCCGCCCCCCGCCGCUCUCCGGAGGCCGUGGGUGCGGAUGCGCCGCUGACGACUCCUGCGAGAGCACCGCGCGCCCGAGCCCGCAGCAUGGCAGCCGCCGCCUAUGUGGAUCACUUUGCCGCCGAGUGCCUCGUGUCCAUGUCCAGCCGCGCAGUCGUGCACGAGCCGCGGGAAGGACCUGAACCCCGGCCCGAGGGCGCGGCCGCCGCCGCCCCCACACUGCCCCGCGUUGACGAGCGCCGCGACGGCAAGGACAGCGCCUCGCUUUUCGUGGUAGCUCGGAUCCUAGCGGACCUCAACCAGCAGGCGCCGGCCCCCGCCCCCGCGGAACGCAGAGAAGGGGCUGCUGCGCGCAAGGCGAGGACCCCCUGCCGCCUGCCGCCCGCGCCCCCUGCGCCGCCGCCCGGCCCAGAGCCCGCCUCCCCCGGACAAGCAGGCGCGCCGGCCGCGCCCCCCAGCCCCGCGUGGAGCGAGCCCGAGGCGGCAUUGGAGCCAGAGCCGGGCCCCGCGGGGAGCGGCGAGCCUGGCCUCAGACAAAGGGGUCGGCGGGGCCGGAGCCGCGCGGACCUCGAGUCCCCGCAGAGGAAGCACAAGUGCCACUACGCGGGCUGCGAGAAAGUUUACGGGAAAUCUUCGCACCUCAAGGCGCACCUGAGAACUCACACAGGUGAGAGGCCCUUCGCCUGCAGCUGGCAGGAGUGCAACAAGAAGUUCGCGCGCUCGGACGAGCUGGCCCGACACUAUCGCACGCACACGGGCGAGAAGAAGUUCAGCUGCCCCAUCUGCGAGAAGCGCUUCAUGCGGAGCGACCACCUGACGAAGCACGCACGCCGCCACACCAACUUCCACCCGGGCAUGCUGCAGCGGCGUGGCGGGGGCUCGCGGACCGGCUCGCUCAGCGACUACAGCCGCUCGGAUGCCAGCAGCCCCACCAUCAGCCCGGCCAGCUCACCCUGAGCACCCGCACCCGGACCGCGCCUCCUCGCCCCUUUGGUAAUAGGAAAGCUGAGCGAACUUGAGAAGUCCACAGCAAAACAGUUUUCUUCACCUCAGGUGUCAAUUUUUAACAAAAAAGGAAAAAAAAUUUUCUCAAAACAAAACAAAACAAAACAAAA
Molecule: messenger RNA, 1525 nt
Organism: Rattus rattus (black rat)
Lineage: Eukaryota; Metazoa; Chordata; Mammalia; Rodentia; Muridae
Gene: Klf13
Product: Kruppel like factor 13
Exons: 2
Coding region: 498-1367 (289 amino acids)
Biological process (GO): regulation of transcription by RNA polymerase II
Molecular function (GO): DNA-binding transcription factor activity, RNA polymerase II-specific; RNA polymerase II cis-regulatory region sequence-specific DNA binding
Source: RefSeq, a predicted model, not a curated record